Molecule: messenger RNA, 423 nt
Organism: Tigriopus californicus
Lineage: Eukaryota; Metazoa; Arthropoda; Copepoda; Harpacticoida; Harpacticidae
Exons: 1
Coding region: 1-423 (140 amino acids)
Source: RefSeq, a predicted model, not a curated record
AUGGAUCAGCUUCCGUGGGUCCUUCUCGGCAUUCGCGCUGCCCCAAAGGCAGACCUCGAGGCUUCCAGCGCCCAAUUAGUUUACGGGACUUCCCUGGUCCUCCCCGGCGAAUUCUGGCCCGCUAGCACCUCGGAGCCUUCGCGCCGGUCGGCAACCGAGCUGGAAUCCGCCCUGCGACACCUCCUGCCUGUUCCCACACAAUUCCACGGGACUACCCAUUCCCAUGUCCCCCGUACAUUGCAAUCAACGGAUUUCGUUUUUGUUCGGCGCGAUCGCAAGCCUCAUCCCCUAGUUUCCCCGUACGAGGGACCCUUCAAGGUCGUCCGGCGAGACGAGAAGUACUUCACCCUCCUGGUUCGUGGAAAAGAAGAGAGGGUUUCGCUGGAUCGGCUGAAACCCGCAUUUGUCAACAACCCCCCCUGA